CUUCCAACAAAACAUUAAAAUACAGAAAUCCAUCAAACAUUAAAAGCUUCCCUUGAGAUGCCUUCUAAAGGUCUGGUAAUUGUUGUUCUCUUUGACCUUGGGUGGGAGGGCAUUCCACAGGGUGGGCGCCACUACCGAGAAGGCCCUCUGCCUGGUUCCCUGUAACUUGGCUUCUCGUAGCGAGGGAACCGCCAGAAGGCCCUCGGCACUGGACCUCAGUGUCCGGGUAGAACGAUGGGGGUGGAGACGCUCCUUCUCAUAAAAGAUGCGGGAGGAGAUGAUUAAUAAUUGGAGCCACGAAGGGGAGGAUGGAAGUCCAGGAGAUUCCUUGGAAUCUUGUUUUUAUGGUUUAUGUUUGAUAUAUCUCUGCAAAACUUUAAUUUGAAAAACCAAAGAAAUAAAUUUAUAUUAAAAAAAAGAGAGAGAACAGGACGUUGGAUGACAGGGACUGUUGGGGCUGAUCUCAGCGCCUUGAGUUCCACCAUGGGAGAAAGGUUGGAGGCCCGUCAACCAAUAACCCUCCCUCCUUCUUAGAGCUUCUGGUUCACCAGUCAAAGCGAUGAAGAGGACCCUUCGUCUCCGGGGCAGGAAGCUGCCUCAGAACCGAGUCAGACCUGUUCCAACCAUUACGCCGUGCUGCUGCUACUGUCUGGAGAAAUUGCCACCCAUGGAGCUGCUUCUCCUCCCAUAGCAGCCACUGCCUUUGUUGUCUGAUAUUUCUUCCACCCUCCUAUGAGCAAGGCGGCAACAGCAGCACAGGAAAUUCUAGCCAGCUGGUAGUUGUCGGAGCUCCUGGCCUUGCUGCGCCUCUCUCUCUCUGGUUGCGCCUCUCUCUCUCUCUCUCUCUCUCUCUCUCUCUCUCUCUCUCUCUCUCUCUCUCUCUCUCUCUCUCCCUGUGUGUGGGCGGGGGUGGCAGCCUUAUGGAUUUAGUCAACACUGGGAGGGAGUGUAUGGGCUGGGCUUUUUCUCCGGCUUGGCCCAUGGUGACUCCCGGUCUGGCCUGCCGUUGGUUAUUAUGGAUUCAAUCAUUCUUCAGGAGCGAUUAGUCGAGCGGCUGCUUUCUCCCAGGACCCAGACCCAGCGAAGCCACUCAGCCAAGCUGAAGAGGAAUGGAGGCAACCUACAACCCUCGGAUCACCUUGACCACGAAAAGCAGUAUGUGGGGUUCGCCACUCUCCCCAACCAGGUGCACCGGAAAUCUGUGAAGAAGGGCUUUGAUUUCACCCUCAUGGUGGCAGGAGAGUCGGGCCUGGGUAAAUCUACUUUGGUAAACAGCUUGUUCCUGACAGACCUCUACAAAGACCGGAAACUUCUCAAUGCCGAAGAAAGAAUCAGUCAGACAGUAGAGAUUGUGAAACACACGGUGGACAUCGAGGAGAAGGGGGUGAAGUUGAAGUUAACAAUUGUCGACACGCCAGGGUUUGGAGAUGCUGUGAACAACACUGAGUGUUGGAAGGUCAUCACGGAUUACAUUGACCAGCAGUUCGAACAGUACUUCCGGGAUGAGAGCGGCCUCAAUCGGAAGAACAUCCAGGACAACCGAGUGCACUGCUGCCUCUACUUCAUCUCCCCCUUUGGCCACGGGCUGAGGCCGGUAGACGUGGAGUUCAUGAAGGCUCUGCAUGAAAAAGUGAACAUUGUUCCCCUUAUUGCCAAAGCCGACUGCCUCAUUCCCUCUGAGAUCAAGAAGCUAAAAGAGCGGAUCAGGGAGGAGAUUGACAAGUUUGGAAUUAAAGUUUACCAGUUUCCUGAGUGUGAUUCUGACGAAGACGAGGACUUCAAACAACAAGACAGAGAGCUGAAGGAAAGUGCUCCCUUUGCAGUCAUCGGCAGCAACACGGUGGUUGAGGCCAAAGGCCAGAGGGUACGAGGGCGGCUGUACCCUUGGGGAAUUGUGGAAGUGGAAAACCAGGCGCACUGUGACUUUGUGAAACUGCGGAACAUGCUGAUCCGAACGCACAUGCACGACCUGAAGGACGUCACCUGCGACGUUCACUACGAGAACUAUCGGGCGCAGUGCAUCCAACACAUGACCAGCAAGCUGACUCAGGAUAACAGGAUAGAGAGCCCCAUUCCGAUUUUGCCGCUCCCAACACCAGAUGCAGAAACGGAGAAGCUGAUAAAGAUGAAAGAUGAAGAGUUGCGUAGAAUGCAAGAGAUGCUGCAGAAAAUGAAACAGCAGAUGCAAGACCAGUGAAAAAAAAGGAAGCUGGGGCGGAAGUUGCAAAGGAAGGGAUCGUCCUUGUCACUUGUCUGCAGUUCAGCUGGAAUCGCAGAUGCUUUAGGAAGGACUUUCCUGUUGCAAAAAAACAAAAACAAAAACAGAGACUUGUGAGCAAGAGCGGCGCUCCCUCCCUCCCUCCCUCCCUCCCUCUAAUUCAGGGGUCGCCAACAUGGUGCCCUGCAAACACUGUGGAAAUACAACUCCCAUCACAGGAAGUUGGCAGUGCACCAGUGGCUGCAGGACACCAUGCCAGCUAACCCCUGCUCUAUUUUGAUCGUAGCAACGUCUGUUAGUGGGAAGGCGGGGAGGCGAGAGGGGAGAGAGGUCGCUUGCUGUGGACCUCUUCCACAAUCGGGAUAUUCCCCGCUGUUCCCACUCUUUCCUAGAUGUACUAAACUGUUGUUAAGGAGCAUUCUGGUAUUUAAAACCAACCAACCAACCAACCAACCACCGUUUCUAUGGCACAUGGAUUUUGAGGACUCUUGUGUAAAAUGCACGUUAACUGUUUACUUCUAACCAAGGUGCUGUGAGGUCCUCCUCCUCCUCUUUCCAGCUCCCCCCACCCUAUUUUGUCCUCAAACUUUCUGAGGUCACGGCAAGCUUUUGCAAGAAGGCCGGCGAUACCUCUGAACCAAGUGCUGCCGACAUGAGCAACAACCAGCCUGGCCUCUUGCCUAGGACAUCCCUUGGUCCUCUCUCCCCCCCCCCCCCCAGCCGCUUUGAGAAGAUGAGCAAAAGGUUGGUUGGGUGUGUGGCAUUCUAUGAUGAUGGUUUCUCGAAACAUUCCUGACAUGACGACGACGAUGUUUUUACUAAGAAUCUCAUGGCUCUUUUUUUGCACUACGGGGGAGGAGUUAAAAGACCUGCUGGCGAGGGAUCCUAGUAAAAAAAACA
This is a messenger RNA of Zootoca vivipara (common lizard), 3118 nucleotides long. It is a transcript of the gene SEPTIN5, whose product is annotated as septin 5. Lineage: Eukaryota; Metazoa; Chordata; Lepidosauria; Squamata; Lacertidae. The record is from RefSeq and is a predicted model, not a curated record. Gene Ontology annotation, molecular function: GTP binding.